Durusdinium trenchii is the source of this 2573-nucleotide messenger RNA. The record is from the annotation of a GenBank genome assembly. NCBI's taxonomy places the organism in Eukaryota, Dinophyceae, Suessiales, Symbiodiniaceae.
CACCUGGGUAGCAGUUAUGGAGUGCAAGAAUUGUAUGCCACUGUUGAAAACUGUUUUGGCUAGGUGGUGGUAGGUGCAACCAAACCAAGGCAGAGAUUGCAGACAAAUAUGGGUGGCAGGAUGCUUUCAACAACAAAUACCCUCACCAGGAGAAUGCCAACAAGGGAGGGGAUGCCAGACCGCAGUUCUAUGUGGAGAUCAGCAAAAAUGGUGAGACCUGGCUUUUUUUCAAAAGAUGGAACCUAGGCCUAAGCUGUUAGUGCUUGCUGUGGUGAUGGGGGCUGUGGGUAGGACUUGUAACUGAGAGCUCAGGUGGCAAACCCAGGAUGGUGAUUCCCAAAGGAAUUCCAGCCAUCAAAACAUAUGACAAUGGAAGGCAUGUCCUGAAAGGGCCACCACCUUCUCACCAGAUCUGGGAGUGCAAGGAUAUCUACCAGCAGGAUGAGGUGUACAGCAAGUGGGUGGCCCAUUUGGUAGAAUGUGCCAAGAAGCUGCCUGAGGAAUCAUGGUCCAAGCUGUUGACCACCCUUCAGGUCUCAGAGGAUUUUGAGCCACAGAAAAAAGUUCAGAAGUGCAUUUCAUUUGCAUCGCUGAGAGAUCAAGCCUUUCAAUCUUCAGAAGCUUCAGCAGGUUCUAAAGGAGAGUCAGAAGAAGACAUGAAGGCCAGGAUUCUGCAGGAGGCGCAGGAGAAGCUGAGAAAGGAGGAAGAGGAGAAGGCACUGAAAGGAAAAGAAGAGAAGUCAGAAAUGGAAGCCAGACUAAGAAGGGAGAUGGAGGAGAAGUUGAGGAAGGAAGCAGAGGAGCAGCUGAGAAAGGAUGCAGAGGAGAAGCUGAAAAAGAGCAUAGAGGAGAAGCUGAGAAAGGAGGCAGAGGAAAGGUUGAGAAAGGAGGCAGAGGAGAGGUUGAGAAAGGAAGCAGAAGAGAAGGCUCAGCUGCUGCUGGCACAGAACACACAGAGCAAGACAGAGGCUGAGGAGAAGCUUAGAAAGGAAGCAGAAGAGAAGGCCCAGCAGGAGGCAGAGGAGAGGCUGAGAAAGGAGGCAGAGGAGAAGCUGAGAAAGGAAGCAGAAGAGAAGGCUCAGCAGGAGGCAAAGGAGAAGGCCAAGAAGGAAGAGGAAGAGAAGGCCCAGCAGGAGGCAGAGAAGCUGAGAAAGGAAGCAGAAGAGAAGGCACAGCAAGAGGCAGAGGAGAGGCUGAGAAAGGAGGAUGUCAUGAAGUACAAGGCAGACAGAGCAGGAUUUACUUGGCAGAGUUCUUCUCUUGAGGGCUUGAUGAAUGAGGCUGCAAGUUUUGAGCUUCUGGUUUCCAAUGGCAUUGAUUUGGUGCCAGUGGGGGACAUGCAGUCAGCUGCAGUAACUUGCUUGGUUGGGCUACCUGGUGGUCUUGUUGCAAGCAAAGAUGAAGGCAGAGUGUUCCUGAUUCUGGCAGUUGGAACCUUGAGUUUUCUUGGCUGGGAGAUGGAAGUUGUAGGGACAAAUGGUGCUGAUGGUUUUGCAUGUUUUCAGUGCUGCAGGCAGAAGAGGGCAGCCUCUUGGCACAGUGUGGCUGACACCCAGAAUUGGCUAGCCAUACCAUUUGGCCCUAAGUUGCAAAACCGCUUUGGGCCUCUUCUGUUUCAGCAGUCAAGCAGGGCCCUGCCUUUGAUAGAAGCUAGGAUUCAGGAAGGCUUGAGCUUGACUGUUGCACAGUGCAAGAUUGUGCUGGGCCAUUAUGGGCAGGAGCCAAAAUCCAAGACUAAGGCAGAUUUGUAUAAGCAGGUCAUUGCCUUGGUCUUGAGCAAUGAAGAGGAACAGAAAGCUGCUUUUGAGAAAUCAGACUUGAAAAAGCCAAAAGCUGCAGAGGGAGAUGAAGAUGAAGAUUUGUCUGAGCUUGAAGACCUCUUAGAUCAUGUGGAGGAUGCUGGCAACCUAGCAGACCCAGACAUCAAGGCAAAAAUGAAGGUGGGUGGAGCUGCUGACCCUUUUGAGCAGCCAUUGCCUUCUGACACCAGAGAUGCAAAAAUGGAGGUGGGUGGAGCUGCUGACCCUUUUGAGCAGCCAUUGCCUUCUGAUGCCAGACAAGCCAAAAUGGAGGUGGGUGGAGCUGCUGGCACUUUUGAGAUGGCUGCUGCUGCACAUGAAGUUGUGGCUUUUCCUGCAAAGGAGGAUGAGGAGGCUGAAAAGAGAGCAAAGAAGAGCACACCUGCACCCAAGUACCAUGAGAGUCCACACCACCUUUUGGACCCACUUGCUCCUCCAGGUGCCAAAAUCACAUUGUCCACCAUGGACCACAGGUGGAUUGUAACUUUCAAAGCCCAAUCCAAGAGCUUCAUGUGGCAAACACCACCUUACAGCCAAAAGUCCUACUCAAAGAGAUUUACUCAGGACACAUGGCAGAGCAUGCUUCAAGAUGUGCAUGAGUAUGCCUGGCAGAAAUGGAGCUUUGCAGCAGAAGAGGGGGAAGCUGUUUUUUCCCUGAAGGGGAAGGAAAGGCAAACCCCUGGCAAGUUGGAUGCAGAUGUUUGCUUGAAACUUGCAGAUUGGGUGGUAAAUCUACCACCACCCAAGAAGUAUCACAGGGCAAAUGAGUCUUGA